AUGCCUGGGGAUGUUCAGCCAAGUGUAAGGCUAUUUAGAUAUAUGGAGAUGCCCAUUUUAGUGAGUUUCCUGGUGUUGCAGUUAUCUUACGGCACCUACAAUACCGCAGAAUUGAAGAUUACAGUGCAAAAACAGGGGGAGGCUGGUCGCCUAGGCGCCAGCGUGCCACCGCGUAAGCGCUAUACCCAGAUGGUGUUACGUCUAGGUCAUUUAUUAUUUAGUUGUAGGUCAUUUAACAUCUCCAUCGCGAUCGCCCGACAAGGCGAUCUGGCGCACUUGGCAGAGGAAACAAGGCAGCUGGGCGCAUUGGCGGCGUUGCUUAUAACAGUCACCGUGCUUGGCUAG
Molecule: messenger RNA, 345 nt
Organism: Westerdykella ornata
Lineage: Eukaryota; Fungi; Ascomycota; Dothideomycetes; Pleosporales; Sporormiaceae
Exons: 2
Coding region: 1-345 (114 amino acids)
Source: RefSeq, a predicted model, not a curated record